Messenger RNA from Aspergillus niger, 573 nucleotides. RefSeq lists its product as uncharacterized. The record is from RefSeq and is a predicted model, not a curated record. The coding region runs from base 1 to 573 and encodes 190 amino acids. The transcript is spliced from 4 exons. NCBI's taxonomy places the organism in Eukaryota, Fungi, Ascomycota, Eurotiomycetes, Eurotiales, Aspergillaceae.
AUGCCCCCACCAGAAUAUGUUUUCCCUCGGGACUAUCUUGACAACAACCGCCGCCUUUCCGCCCAAACAGCUACUCCUCGCAAUGUUGGCCUGCAUAAUUGGGACAUGAAAACAGACGUCCCGAAAGAAUCCAAAGGUGUAUACGACAUUGUACAUGUUCGCAAUGUAGUGUUUGUGUUAUCGGAUCAGGGGAUUGAGGAUAUUCUCAGUAAAGUCUUCGGGCUUAUAAAACCCGGGGGCUAUACUCAAUGGGGAGAAGUCGACAUCCACUACCUGCGCAUCGACAAGAUCAACGAAGAAUGCAGCACCUCUGCUCUUGAGGAAAUAGUACGAAUUACUCGCUCCGCUGACCCCAGAUUGGUGCCUCACUGGGAUCCUGAGCUCCCGCGCUUAUUCGAGAGCAUCGGAUUGGUGGAUAUUAAGAAAGAGACUCGUGAAGGUCCGGGAUAUAUGGAUUACAUGCUCCAUGAAUGCGUCUUGAUGGCGCACGACAUUAUUGUUCGGAAUACAAAUAAUAAGGAAGUGGGUCAGCGUUUGCAUGGGAUAUUGCUUUGUGUUUUGGAUUUACUGUAG